UUGCUUCCUAAUGUUUCCUAUAUAUAUAUUUUUAUGUAUAUGCCCAUCUUAACUGCACAUAACAUACAAAAGUAUAUACAAAAAACACUUAUUUAUAAAAUUGUAUUAUCGUUCAUUUCUUAUCGUUUAAAUUCAUUGUUUAUUUCUUAUCAUAUUUCUUAUCAGCACAAGGAUAUUAUGGAUGAAAUUCAGUGUACUUUCAAAGAUAUCAAAUCAAAGAAUAAAAAUGAACAGGAAAAUGAUUCGAUAAAAAAAGAAAAAGUAUUAAUUAAAUACACAGAGCUUGAUCAUAAUGAGUUAGUAAAGCUAACUAAAGAAGCAAUUCAUAACAUAAUCGAAAGUGAUCCGUUACUUUCUGGUCUACCUACAGAUGUUACAAUCGAAGAGCUUAAAGCUCAAAUCGCAGUUGCACAAGGACAAGCGAUAACUUUAUAUUUAAAUCGUGGGGAAUUACCAAAACUUGGAAUUGUGGUAAUACUU
This is a messenger RNA of Apis florea (little honeybee), 480 nucleotides long. Its product is annotated as U11/U12 small nuclear ribonucleoprotein 25 kDa protein. Gene Ontology annotation, biological process: mRNA splicing, via spliceosome. Lineage: Eukaryota; Metazoa; Arthropoda; Insecta; Hymenoptera; Apidae. The record is from RefSeq and is a predicted model, not a curated record. Gene Ontology annotation, cellular component: U12-type spliceosomal complex.